AUGUUUACACGACGAGCAGAACCAACAUCCUACUACAGCUAUGACCCCUCGUUGAGUGCCGCCGCUGUGUUUGCUGCGCUCUAUACCCUCGCUUUUAUCGGAGCCGUUGUCCAGUGGCUCCGCUUCAGACCUGUAGUAUGGCUGGUCAUGUUGAUUGCCGGAGCAAUGGAAGCCAUCGGCUACAUCUCCCGAACGAUAUCCGCCCAAGACACACAAGCGCGAACACCCUACGUUCUCCAAUUUGCUGUCCUUAUCCUCGCCCCAGUUCUCAUGGCUGGAGCCCUCUACGUCCUCUUCGGCCGCAUCAUCUACCUCGUCGUCCCAAAGGAGCAACGCACCUUCAGAAUCUGCUGGGUGCCGCCACGUUGGGUCACCCCGCUAUUUGUCGGGUUUGACAUCGCCGCUCUACUGCUCCAGCUCAUCGGCGCUCUCAUGAUCACCAGUGGUGAUGGGACAAGCAAAGAGGACCUCGACAUAUUUAAUCGCGGCCGCGAUCUUGCCCUCGUUGGGGUCGUUGUUCAAAUCGCCGCCUUUGGAAUUUUCACCAUCGCAGCUAUCCGGUUCAAUUUCACCUCAAAGGCGUUCAUCAAGGCUUUACCGUCAGAGCCGGUUUAUAACCAUGGCAACGACUCAUUCAGCAUGACCGUGCAAGAUAAACCAAGGAACGGCGACUGGCGGCAUCUGUUGCGCGCUGUGAAUCUGGCAACCGUUAUGAUCCUCAUUCGGUCUGUCUAUCGUCUCGUCGAGUUCACUGAAGGCCAUGGCGGCUACAUCAAUAAUCACGAGUGGCCCUUCUACAUCUUCGACUCAGUCCCAAUCCUCCCAUGCGUUGCACUCUUCGUCUGGUGGCAUCCUAGUCUGUAUCUGCCGUACUUGGGCUUCCGGCUUCCGGCCCAUGCGCGCUAG
This is a messenger RNA of Aspergillus versicolor CBS 583.65, 906 nucleotides long. Its product is annotated as RTA1 domain-containing protein. Gene Ontology annotation, cellular component: membrane. The transcript is spliced from 2 exons. The record is from RefSeq and is a predicted model, not a curated record. NCBI's taxonomy places the organism in Eukaryota, Fungi, Ascomycota, Eurotiomycetes, Eurotiales, Aspergillaceae. The coding region runs from base 1 to 906 and encodes 301 amino acids.